AUCAGUGCGCUAUCGCUUCCAUUUACUUCGCUAUAAAACUAAAACGCCUACUGUGGAAACAGGACAGCGCUCAGAGAGAUAAACACAUUUAUCCGUCUCUGCCGUUCAGACUCGCUGAAGUGAGUUUCUCUUUAGCCUAAACUUCUUCUGUGGCUGACUUCAAAGCGACGUCUCUCUCUCUCUCUCUCUCUCUCUCUCUCUCUCUCUCUCUCUCUCUCUCUCUCUCUCUCUCUCUCUCUCUCUCUCUCUCUCUCUCUCUCUCUCCCCAUCGAUGAUUCUUCGCUAAGUCCUCGAGCGCUGCUGUUUCAGACCCUGUGGCCGCAUGGCAUUCCAUAGUCAGCAGUGCACGCCAGUCAGCUAUCCUGAGGAAAAUGACGAGACGCUGAGCGAGGUGUUCCAGACUGGACUUCACUCGAAACUGCACAGCCCCAAAGCCUCCACUGACCGCUCCAUCCCAAUGCACAGAAUGAUGGAAGGAUCGCCAUUCAGCCAUCAACACUUUCCCAUGUGCCAUGACGUCCCUCGGUCCCCCAAUGAUCAGUUUUCCAGAUACAAUCAGCAGACGCCUUACCCCAGCCAGGCCGAAGCUAACAGGCUAGACACAGAAGCCCAUUGGCACUACCCCAGCUACCGUAGCAGAAACUCUGAGGGAUGUUACACAAACAGCCUGCCGUCCUACCUGCCCUCCAAGGACUACUGCAGCUACCCUGGUGGCAGCUGCUUCUUCACCAGUGGGCCGCACUCUUUCCCAGGCAGACACAGCCCUGGCACCAGCAGCCUGGAGCAGCCCAGGUCUCUACACUCCUUUUCCCCGGCUCUGUCUGUGCACGCACAUCAUGCUAUGCCCCUUCCUGGCCUUCAUCCCAACAUGCCCUGCUGGGGUCAGUGUGGGCCGGUCCUGUUCCGAGGAGGCCACCCCCAUCAUCUCAGCCCUGGACCUGGAUACCACCUGCCCUACAACAGAGGCCCAGAGCACUACAGACGUGGACAUGCAGGAAGCACUGAAAAUGGACGUGUCUCUCCCAGACUGAGGCCCUGCAGCUCGCCGCUGUCCCAGGAACAGAGAAAAGUGUUUGUCACAUAUGAGGCAGACAGUGAAGAUCACCUGAAAGAGAUCAUCAAGUUUGUUGCUUUGCUCAGGAGCAACGGCUUCGACACACACAUCGAUGUUUUUGAGCAACAGCUGAACAGCAUCAGUAAGAUUGACUGCAUGGAGAGAUACCUCAAUGAGAAAGAUUACCUAAUUAUCAUCAUCAUCAGUCUGAAGUAUUUUGAGACGGUGACGGGUGCCGGUAUGAGUGUGGAGUGUGACGAGAGGACGUCCAACACCGUCUACAUUCACAAACAGCUUCAAAGUGAGUUCAUUCAGAACGGCUGCAAGAACUUCAGGUUCAUUCCUGUCCUUUUUCCUGGGGCGAAAAAGAGUUAUGUUCCAUCAUGGCUGCAGAACACACACGUGUACAGCUGGCCCCGGGACCGGGAUGAUAUUCUGCGGAGACUGAUGCGGGUGGAAAAGUACAACCCCCCACCCAUUGGCCCGCUGCCCACCAUCGUCUCAGUGCCCAUCUAAUGCUGCCACACUGCAUUUAGAAGCAUUUCAAAAGCACAACACAGAUUUUUUUAAAACUCUGAUGACUUUGAUAUUCACCAGCUUUACUGCUAGCUUUGUAAAUAUUUCAGUUCUUGUAAAAUACUAUGAAUUUUGAGAUGCUUUACACCAACCCUGGUCCUGGAGAUCAACCUUCCAGCAACAUGCAGCCACACCUGCUCCAGCUAAUUAACUUCACUGAGUGUGUUUACAUGCACUUAAUAAUUCAUACUUAAUAAUUCAAUUUAUUCAGUUAUAACAUUUACUUGAGUAAUCAGAUAAUGAGAAAACCUCAGGUCUACAUGAGUCAGAUCAAAUUUUUGCUUUGCAACCAGCCAAUAAAUUCACAGAAUAAGAUGUCAUGUAGUCACUUUAGUGGGGAAAAAAAAAAGAUAAUUUAGCUGAAUAUUUAAAUCAUUUCUUUCAUUCAUCAAGCACAUAGUUGAUUUCAGCAUCGCUCCCAAAAGUGUUUUGCUACCAUCUCGCAAGUGCCGCGUUAAAUACUGCUAUUUUCAGGACAGCUCUCUGUUAUUGCACAUGCACAGACUGAGAAAAUGUUUUGCACACAUGCAUUUGAGAUGCCUGAUUAUCCAAUCUAAGAAAUCAGAGUGUGCUCUUAAUGUCACAUUUGGAUAAUUAAGCUCAUUGAUCGGCUAAAUCAGAUGCAUCAGUGCUAGGUAAGGGGGACAGGGCCACAUGUUUAAUGUAGUUUGAAAAGUUGGACCUAAACUCUGCAGGAAUCUCCAGAAAGAGAUUUGGUGACCUCUGACACAUUUUGUUCAGGGUUGAUUUCAGGAGGCUUGGUCAGAAUUUUAUAUUGUUUAUCAUGUAUAUUAAGAGACGAGAGUUAUCGCCAAGAAUAAUGCACAGGUGUAUGUUACUCGCGCCAUCUUGUUUGUUUAUUCUAUGAAUAUCUGAGACCAAAUGAAUUAUUCUUGGACUCGACAAUUAUUUUAGACAUUCUGUUCUGUUCCUUGCUUUAAAAAAGUAUUUGGCAUCAUCAGCAUUACUUUCUGACACAGAUAUGAAAUAUUUCGGGAAAAAAAAAACUGGUAGAAAAGUCACUAGAAGUCUUUAGUCUGUUUUAAUGAUUUAUUGGUCAUUGAACAAAAUUCAAUUGAUUGUUUUUUCUUUCAUUUUUGUUCACAUUACCAUUGCAGAAUUAUUUGAUUCCACUUAAUGAAUAAGUGGUGUUAGCAUAUGGCUGGCAAUUAAAACAAUGAAGCGUUUACUGUUUUAACACAACUCUUCCUUUUUCAUAUAGAUUUUAGUAGUGAGAAAAUGCAUAAUUU
This is a messenger RNA of Pygocentrus nattereri (red-bellied piranha), 2880 nucleotides long. RefSeq names its product TRAF3 interacting protein 2b (gene traf3ip2b). Lineage: Eukaryota; Metazoa; Chordata; Actinopteri; Characiformes; Serrasalmidae. The record is from RefSeq and is a predicted model, not a curated record. Gene Ontology annotation, biological process: positive regulation of canonical NF-kappaB signal transduction; humoral immune response. Bases 323 to 1570 code for a protein of 415 amino acids. The transcript has 9 exons.